This is a messenger RNA of Ricinus communis (castor bean), 1546 nucleotides long. RefSeq names its product transcription factor MYB20. NCBI's taxonomy places the organism in Eukaryota, Viridiplantae, Streptophyta, Magnoliopsida, Malpighiales, Euphorbiaceae. The record is from RefSeq and is a predicted model, not a curated record. Bases 236 to 1270 code for a protein of 344 amino acids. The transcript has 3 exons.
AGUGGGCAUUUUAUACUAGGCUUUGCCUUGUCAUCUCUCUGUAUUAUUAUUUAUCUCUCAACAAUCAAGAAACCUCUCUCUCUCUGCACUCUCUUCUUCUUCUUCUUCUUCUUCUUCUUCUUCUCCUGUAUUCUUGAUAUAAUUCAUUAGGUUUUGUCCUUUUCUGUAGUUCUUCUUUCUCAUUUGGGUUAAAUUUAGUGAGGAAGAAGGGAAAAAGAAAGACAGAAAAAGGAAGAUGGGAAGACAACCAUGUUGUGACAAAGUUGGUUUGAAGAAAGGGCCAUGGACAGCUGAAGAAGAUAAGAAACUUAUCAACUUUAUCCUUACCAAUGGCCAAUGUUGCUGGAGAGCUGUUCCUAAGCUUGCAGGAUUGUUAAGGUGUGGAAAGAGUUGCAGGCUGAGAUGGACAAACUAUUUAAGGCCAGAUUUGAAGAGAGGUCUUUUAUCAGAAUAUGAAGAAAAAAUGGUCAUUGAUCUUCAUGCUCAACUUGGAAACAGAUGGUCUAAGAUUGCAUCUCAUCUGCCUGGAAGAACUGAUAAUGAAAUCAAGAAUCAUUGGAAUACCCACAUCAAGAAGAAGCUUAGAAAAAUGGGCAUUGACCCUCUUACCCACAAGCCACUCCCUACCACUGAAACACCAUCAUCACCAACAUCGCCACCACCACUGCCAUCUCAAGAGCAAAAACAAGAACAAGAAGUGGUGCAAGAACAGCAGCAAAAUAUGCAAUCUUUAACUUGUUCCAACAGUAAUACCAUGGCUGAAUUGGAACAGAACAAAGAAACUGAAACAUCUAUACAAUCAACAGUCACUGAAGAGGCCAAAGUAGAUCAUGAAGACAAAAGCACAUUUGAUACCAUGGAGAUAAUGAUCAAUGGUUUCUGCAUUGAUGAAGUUCCUUUAAUUGAACCUCAUGAAAUGUUGGUUCAUUGUGCAGCACCUUCUUCUUCAUCAACAACAGCAACAGCAACAGCAUCAACAUCUUCUUCUUCAUCAUCAUCAUCAUCAACAUCAUCAUCUUGUCAUGAUCCCUCAAACAAUAACAAUAACAAUAAUAAUAACUUGUUUGAAGAGUGGCAUUUUUCAGACUUUGAGUGGCCAAACAAUGAUAUUGACUUGUGGGGUGAUGAGUUAAGUAGUUGUUGGGAUUUGCUAAUGAAUGAUGCUGCUGCUGAUGAUACUGACAGAAAAUUACAAGCUGUUGAUCCUCCUCUCAAUCAGUGCCAAAGAAUGGAUUUUGAUCAAGAUUCUUGGACAUAUGGGAUCCUGUAAUUUGACACCCCAAAAAAGAAGAAAAGAAAUUAUUUUUUUUCUUUUUUUCCCCUUUUUUUAUUUUAUUAUUGGUGGGGCUUAUUUGUAGCUUCUUUAUUAGUUUCUACAGAGAAAGAAAAAUAAAAUAAAUUAUCAAGAAUCCGGGAAAACCCCAUCUUUGAUUUAGCCUUCUUCUCUUAAACCUUUCUCAUUUACUCCUUUUCUGGAGAAGAAUUAAUAAAGUGAAAAGAAAUCUCUUGUAUAUGAAUGAUUAUAUAUAUUUAUCAAGUUUUCUCA